Molecule: messenger RNA, 2120 nt
Organism: Papilio polytes (common Mormon)
Lineage: Eukaryota; Metazoa; Arthropoda; Insecta; Lepidoptera; Papilionidae
Product: proton-coupled amino acid transporter 4-like
Exons: 6
Coding region: 171-1556 (461 amino acids)
Biological process (GO): amino acid transmembrane transport
Cellular component (GO): vacuolar membrane
Molecular function (GO): amino acid transmembrane transporter activity
Source: RefSeq, a predicted model, not a curated record
CACUCGCGACAGGAGAAGACGUUUCAUGUCACGUCAGACGUCGUCGAUUGCGAAUUGUCGAUCGUGGUUAGUGUUAUUUUCUCGUUAAAAGAAAGUUGAUAAAUUUUUAUGAUGUGAUAAGAGUCUCUGAGAGUAAUGAGUAUCUUUAAUUGAUUUUGACGGCCAUAAAAAUGAACGACGAAAAACAACCGCUACUCAUAGGACCAAACAGUCCCCUAGAUAAUAAUGAAAUUCAAACAGUAGAAUUAGCGACUGGACCUAUCCUUACUCCAAAGGAUGAAAAGGCGAAAAAUGUGUACCAUCCUGCGUCUGAAAGGCACCUGGAACAUCCCACAUCGAACUUCGAUACAAUGAUUCACCUACUUAAAGGGAAUAUUGGUACGGGUAUCUUAGCGAUGCCCGACGCCUUUAAAAAUGCGGGAUUAUUUUUUGGUGUUUUUGGUACAUUGUUUAUGGGAUUUAUCUGCACACAUUGUAUGCAUAUAUUAGUUCGUUGCGCCAACGAGCUUUGUGUAAGAAAUCAAAGACCAGCGAUGGGUUUCGCGGAAGUUGUUGAAGAUGCAUUUGCUAUGGGCCCAGUAGCAUUACGACCGCAUUCACAAAGAAUGAAGAAUGUCGUAAAUAUAUUUUUGGUGAUAACACAAUUGGGAUUCUGUUGUGUUUACUUUUUAUUUGUUGCGACCAAUCUACAGGAUACUUUGGAAAUAUUUCACAUAAACCUGAGCGUACACACGUAUUUAAUGUUGCUGUUCCCAUGUUUCUUGGCAUUAGCUAUGGUGAAGAACUUGAAAUACCUCACUCCAGUGUCAUUGGUCGCUUCUAUAAUGACAGCUUGGGGUCUGAUGGUCACAUUCUACUAUAUACUACAAAAUUUACCACACACCAGUACUGUGAGAGCGUUUGCGAGCUGGCAUCAGUUACCUCUAUACUUUGGGACAGCUAUCUUUGCAUUUGAAGGCAUUGGAAUGGUGUUGCCUUUAGAGAAUAAUAUGAAGACACCAGAGGCUUUUGGAGGGUGGAACGGAGUGCUGAAUACGGGCAUGGUGAUAGUCGCCGUGCUGUACGCUUCUAUCGGAUUCUUUGGAUACCUAAAGUAUGGGAACCACGUACACGGCAGUAUAACGUUAAACCUACCGGAUGAUUUGUUGGCACAAAGCGUACGAGCCGUGAUGGCCUUUUCCAUUUUCUUGUCGUUCGGAUUACAGUUCUAUGUGCCCAUGAAUAUUGUAUGGCCGUACGUAAAAUCUAAAUUGACAUCGGAUUAUGCUCUGAAACACGGCGAAGCUGCGACAAGAGUCAUUAUGGUUUUUAUCACAUUUGUGUUGGCGGCUAUCAUACCUAAUCUAAGUGGGAUCAUUUCCUUAGUGGGUGCGUUCAGUAGUUCCGCUCUGGCAAUAAUUUUCCCGCCAUUCAUCGAGAUAAUAACGUUUUGGCCAGACCGGCUCGGCAAAGACGACUGGAUACUGUGGAAAGAUGUUCUAAUUAUAGUAUUCGGUGUGUCCGGUUUCGCCUUCGGUACUUACGCAAGCAUAGAUAAUAUUCUACAAACACCAUAGAGUAACCAAAGACAAACAGAAUCCCUAGCAAAUGGUACAAUGACAAUAAUUUUAUUUAGUUUAUAAUUGAGAUUUUACGCAUAGCUGGUAGGUGUAGAUUCAAUAUGUACUCAUACAGAAUUUAUUUUUUAGGUGAACCCUAUUAAAGUAUUACAAAUUUAAUAUAUAACAUACAAUAUUAGUCAUAUAUUUAAUAUUUAACUAAAUUAUAAACAUAACAUUAGUUGACGCUUCGCAAUAAGACGUACGAGUUAAUUCUGAUCCAAAGUGAAUGUUAAAGAUUUUUUUUAUUUUUAUAAACAUAUUUUUGUUAAUAUUUUGAUGUAAGUAACGAUUACUGUGAUAUGAUAAUUUUUAUUUACGCAAAUGUAUGUGAUUUUUUUUUAUUAGCGAUAAUUUUUGUUGUCUUGAGUGCUUUUAAAGCGUUUGAAUAAUCAUAGAUAAAUUAUUUAAUCUGUCGCUGAAUUAAAACUACUUUGACUUACAAAUGUUUCGAAAUAUAGAUGAUGGCACAAUUAUUAAAACAGUAAUAGUAAAUGGAAUACUUGACGUAUUUUUUUUAUU